CUAUAAACACAAAUGGCAGCAGAAGAAGGCACGUGUCAUCUCCCAAUCCCCCUUUAUACAAUGGAGAGCCGCAAAAACUGCAAUUGCCAAAUGCCAAUCACAUGUUUCAUAUUUUUAUUGUGUUAUUAUUAUUACUAUUACCUCCAUUUCCUCCCCUUCACUUCCUCUCUCAUAUUUGGGUCUUGCUUUUUCUGCUCUUAAUCUUCACCCUUUCACCUUCAUUCUCCUUAAUGCUACAAAGCUCCAAACAAUUCCCAAGACCAUGUGUUUAUUGGUUCCAUGGAUUAUAUUCUACAAGCUGACAAUGGCUACCCUUUAUUCCUUUGUCACAUAGCAGCAUCAUGAUCUGCACCAUCGUUCAUGUUGUUGUUGGAUUGCACCUUAAGUGCUAGUUGGCCUCUUUUCUUGGAUCAAGUGCAUCAGACCCACGUUCUUUGGGGGAAAAAAAAAUAAAAAUAAAAAAACAGCUGUUUUUGUGCUGUGAAUCUUCUAAUAAUGCAUGUUCAUCCACUAUGGAGAUUGAAUGAAAAUGAAAUUUUUAAUCUUGUGAAUUGGGUAUAUAAAAAAUAAAGGAUUUUUUCUUGUCUUUUUUAUUGGUUGGUUUUUUGGGUUAUGGGACAAGGAUGGCACCAGGGCCUGGUUGCACAUCUCAGACGACUAUGUUGAGUGGUGGUGGCGGGUGUGUCGAUAACAGUACUAGUAAUGAGUCUGCCAUGGAGGAUCAAAAUGGUGACACAGUUGGGAAUUUGAUUCACAACAUUGGGAAGCCUCCAAGGGACCAUUCUGUUAUGAGACACUGCACCAGCUCUUCGUGGUUGAUUGAACCGGAAUCAGAUAUUAUGAUUGUAGGAUUGAAAACAACUAGUGAGGAAAAAUCAGAAUUUUCACCAAAAUUACGGUCUGGAAGUUGUUCUGAGAAAGGACCAAAGCAGUACAUGGAGGAUGAGUUCAUCUGUGUUGAUAUUCUCCGAGAACAUACUGGUCCAUCAGUGAGCCUUCCUUCUCCAGCAGCAUUUUAUGGGGUAUUUGAUGGGCAUGGUGGCAUUGAUGCAGCAUCAUUUACAAGAAAGAACAUCCUUAAGUUUAUAAUUGAAGAUUCUCAUUUCCCAUCUGGAAUCAAGAAAGCUGUAAAUAGUGCUUUUGUGAAGGCUGAUCAUGCAUUUAGGGAUGCUAGUUCUCUUGAUAGUUCUUCCGGCACCACCGCACUAAUCGCCAUUGUCCUGGGAAGGGACAUGCUAAUUGGGAAUGCAGGGGAUUCAAGAGCAGUUUUAGGGAAAAGAGGCAGAGCCAUUGAACUCUCCAAAGACCACAAACCAAAUUGCACAUCAGAAAGACUAAGAAUUGAGAAACUUGGUGGUGUGAUCUACGACGGAUACCUCAACGGCCAACUGUCAGUGGCUCGAGCCCUUGGAGACUGGCACAUCAAAGGCUCUAAAGGGUCCAAGAGUCCCCUGAGCUCAGAGCCAGAGCUAGAGGAGAUUGUGUUGACAGAAGAAGAUGAGUUCUUGAUAAUGGGGUGUGAUGGACUUUGGGAUGUGAUGAGUAGCCAGUGUGCUGUGACAAUGGUUAGGAGGGAGCUGAUGCAGCACAAUGAUCCAACAGAAUGUGCGAAAGCGCUUGUCGCGGAGGCAAUCCAACGCAACACUUGUGACAAUCUAACAGUUGUGGUGGUUUGUUUCUCUUUGGAUCCUCCUCCAAAGAUUGAGAUUCCUAGAGCUCAUAGGAGAAGGAGCAUUUCAGCUGAAGGCCUUGAUCUUCUCAAGGGUGUCUUGAAUGGUAGAUAGAUAGAUUCAUUUAUCAUCUAACUGCUCUUCUUCAAUUCUUGAGGCUUGCUUCUUCAUUUGUUAUUAGUUUCAGAACAUUUUAGUCUUAUUCUUUGUUAAUUUUAUCAGUGAUAGCUCAUUCUUUGUUUCAUUCUCCUCACACUUUGAUCUCCUUUGAUGCUUCUUUAUAUAUUUUUGUAUUCUGUAAAUAGAAAAUUGAGAUUAAGAAUAGACAUGGAAAGAUGUUUAAAUACUCUGCAAUCUUAUAUUAUUAGGUCUUCAGUUGUUUU
This is a messenger RNA of Arachis stenosperma, 2053 nucleotides long. Its product is annotated as probable protein phosphatase 2C 47. Gene Ontology annotation, molecular function: cation binding; protein serine/threonine phosphatase activity. Gene Ontology annotation, biological process: protein dephosphorylation. NCBI's taxonomy places the organism in Eukaryota, Viridiplantae, Streptophyta, Magnoliopsida, Fabales, Fabaceae. The transcript has 4 exons. The coding region runs from base 624 to 1784 and encodes 386 amino acids. The record is from RefSeq and is a predicted model, not a curated record.